Molecule: messenger RNA, 417 nt
Organism: Penicillium digitatum Pd1
Lineage: Eukaryota; Fungi; Ascomycota; Eurotiomycetes; Eurotiales; Aspergillaceae
Source: RefSeq, a predicted model, not a curated record
AUGUUUGCCCUUGCUUCAGUAUCAAAUUUCCAGAUUUACGUCACUAGAUUGAUAUGGUUAAAUCAAGAGAAGACCGGCUACCGGGAUCCCGAAAAAUCUCACGACUGCCAGAUGUUCCACGAUCUGAGAUUGAGCGAUGUGCGCGACCACGUGGGCCAUUCUUGUGACUUCACUCAGCAUCCUCUUCUCAAAAUUCAAAUGAUGACGAUACUUUGGAUCGAUGACCCCACCCCGCCUCUGCGUGUACUGACUAGUUAUGCAAUACGUGGAUCGAAAUGUGUUUUACCGCAAAUUCCGAGAAAACCAAAAGCUCUUGCAGAGAGGGAUAUAGCGAAGGGGCUCAGAAAGAUCUUUGCUGACGCUGGCUCUGCCUUUUCCGGUUGGCACAAAAAAACAGCUAUUUCCUGGUAUCUUUGA